Molecule: messenger RNA, 1493 nt
Organism: Dermatophagoides farinae (American house dust mite)
Lineage: Eukaryota; Metazoa; Arthropoda; Arachnida; Sarcoptiformes; Pyroglyphidae
Gene: Sou
Product: required for meiotic nuclear division 5 protein souji
Biological process (GO): proteasome-mediated ubiquitin-dependent protein catabolic process
Cellular component (GO): GID complex; cytoplasm; nucleus
Molecular function (GO): ubiquitin protein ligase activity; protein binding
Source: RefSeq, a predicted model, not a curated record
UCAUAUGAUCAUCUUGCUCAGUCAGUCAUAAUUUUUGUUGUUUAAAUAUUAAGACGUUGUAUUCUUCACUAUUAUUCUUCUUUCUAAUAUAGAAUAACAAAACACAAUGGCUAGUGCCAUCGAAAAUGUUGAAAAAGAAACUGAAAAAGUUUUACAUAAAUUCAAAAGUCUUAAAGAUCAUGGCGAUAAAAAUUUAUCAGAAUUGAUACAACAGAUUGAAAGCUAUCAACGAGAUUUAAGCAUAUUGACUUCUCCCGAUUGUCCAUUGACUGAUAUUCAAUGUCAACUUUUGCUUGAUAAUGUAAUCAAAAAGACUCGCAAUACAAUAAGUCAAUUCUCGACCGAACAUCGAGAUAUACAUUCAUCCGUAUCACGGAUUGGCAAAGCAAUAGAUAAAAAUUUCAUUUCUGACUAUGUUUGCGUUGGCAAUGAAUCUCUAUUUGAUCAAGGGAAAAAUAAUGAAAUUCUCAACAAAGUAAUUGUCGAACAUUUCUUACGGCAAGGCCGUUCGGAUAUUGCUGAAAAAUUGAUACAAGAAUCAAAGCUUGAUAUUGAUACGAAUGAUAAGAUUCCCUAUAUUAAAAUGAACAAAAUACUAGAUGCAUUGAGAAAUCGCAAUUUGCAACCAGCUUUGGAAUGGGCUCAAACGCAUCGCGAUCAACUUGUGAAAAGUAAUAGCGAUUUUGAAUUCAAACUUCAUCGGUUGCAGUUCAUUGAAUUAUUGCGCGGUGGCAUCGAAAACCAAUGGAAAUUGAUUACCUAUUCACGAUCACAUUUUACACCGUUCGCUCAAAGAUACCAGGCAGAAAUUAAAGCGCUGAUGGGUUCAUUGAUGUAUCUACGAUCGGGUAUUGAGAAAUCUCCUUAUCAAUAUCUGUUGGACCCAAAUAAUUGGGUGGAAAUAUGUCACAUGUUCACAAAAGAAGCAUGUUCUCUUUUGGAAGUAUCGGUCGAUUCUCCAUUAUCGGUUACAUUUAAUGCUGGCUGUAUUGCAUUACCCGCAUUGAUCAAUAUUAAACAGGCUAUUCAACAAAGAAACGUAAAUGAUGUUUGGAGUUCUCGUGAUGAAUUACCCAUCGAAAUCGAUGUCACACGGAAAUGUCAUUAUCAUUCAAUAUUUGCCUGCCCAAUACUUCGACAACAAAGUUGUGAUUCAAAUCCCCCGAUGCGACUACAAUGUGGUCAUGUUAUAUCACGUGAUGCAUUGAACAAACUAUCCAAUGGAUCUAAACUUAAAUGCCCGUAUUGUCCAGCCGAACAAAAUCCGGCUGAUGCCCGUCUCAUUUAUUUCUAGUUUAAUUCAUAUACACACACUCACACACAUAGAAAUCGAUGUAACUGCUUCAUUGUUGUAAAUACAAAAUUCGAAUUCUAUUCACUGAAAAUGAUGACCAUUCUUUCAUUUGGAAAUUUAGUUAGAAAUUUUAUUAAAUUCAAUACAUUCAUCUUGAAAUAAAUCGCAAAUAACUUGCAAAGUACAAAUUCUAUUCUCA